Messenger RNA from Plasmodium malariae, 966 nucleotides. It is a transcript of the gene TFB4, whose product is annotated as RNA polymerase II transcription factor B subunit 4, putative. The transcript has a single exon. NCBI's taxonomy places the organism in Eukaryota, Apicomplexa, Aconoidasida, Haemosporida, Plasmodiidae. Gene Ontology annotation, cellular component: transcription factor TFIIH core complex; transcription factor TFIIH holo complex. Gene Ontology annotation, biological process: nucleotide-excision repair; regulation of DNA-templated transcription. Bases 1 to 966 code for a protein of 321 amino acids. The record is from RefSeq and is a predicted model, not a curated record.
AUGCACAAGAAUGAAGUAGACACAAAAGGACAAGUUUUAAAAGAGGACAAGUUAGUACGAAACCACUUAAUUUUAGUAAUAGACGUAAAUUUCUUAAUAUGGUGUGAAGGAUUAAAAAUAAAGUUUGAUAAGAACAAUAUUAAAAUAUUAAAACUGUCGGAAUUUUUUAAAUGUGUAUUUCAAUUUAUAAGAUUUUAUUGUCUUAUGAACAGUUCAGAAAGAAUAUGUAUAAUAGCUACCUGUUCAGAAAACUGUAAAAUAAUUUAUGAAAAUUAUAUAUCUUAUGCAAAAAACAAUUUAUCAGAAAAUGAUUAUUGUAAUAAUGCAUAUGAUAAUUUAAUAAAUUAUAUUAAUGAUAACGAAUGUGAUAAAAUGACUGAAAGUAAUUUAUCUGCUGCUUUAGCAGUGGCACUAUGUUAUAAUAACAGAAUUUGUAAUAUAUAUGAACAUAUUAAUACACGAAUAUUUUUACUAGAUAUAUCCAGAAGUCAUUUUUAUACAAAUCAGUACACACAAUUAAUGAACAUAGCCUAUAAUGCAAAAAGAAAUAAUAUUAUUAUUGAUGUUUUUUCUCUUAAUGAUAAAACACAAAUACUUGAACAAAUUUGUAAUAUUACGAAUGGUUUGUAUAUAGACAAUAAUAUUUUUUUAAAUGUUAACUGUAAUGAUAAUAUAGAAGAUAUAUUAACACAGACUAUUAUAUUUUGGUUUCUUCCUUCAAAUAAUUCAAGGAAAUAUUUCUCAAACACUUAUUUAAAUGAAGAUACGAAUAUUGCUGUUUGUUCUUGUCAUAACAAGCAAGUAGAUAUAGCAUAUAUUUGUUCAUGUUGUCUAGCUAUUUACUGUUCUGCAAAAGAUAUUAAAACGGAAAAGGACAGGACUUCCUGUUCCCUUUGUAAAACCAGAUUCACCAAAGCACUCUUAAGAAACAAAAUCGUCUCCGACUUGGACUUUACAGCUAUGUAA